Messenger RNA from Myxozyma melibiosi, 970 nucleotides. Its product is annotated as eukaryotic translation initiation factor 1A, X-chromosomal. NCBI's taxonomy places the organism in Eukaryota, Fungi, Ascomycota, Lipomycetes, Lipomycetales, Lipomycetaceae. Gene Ontology annotation, molecular function: translation initiation factor activity; RNA binding. Gene Ontology annotation, biological process: translational initiation. Bases 227 to 643 code for a protein of 138 amino acids. The transcript is spliced from 6 exons. Gene Ontology annotation, cellular component: cytoplasm. The record is from RefSeq and is a predicted model, not a curated record.
AGUCAGCACGCUCUGUGAAAUUUUCCUUUUCUAUUUCACAAGGAAUAUCUCUCGAUUCAGGUUUCAGUCUUUAUAACUGAUAUCAGAGAAGAGAAGAAAACUGCUACUCUGGGAUUAGAAGGUUAAAAACGGUGUAUUUUGCUUUCGUGUCCGGUAUCUGGAUUUCUUCUACGCACGCGUUCAAUUUUUUUUUGUGUUAGCUUCAGUGCUUCAGCAGUAGCCUAUAAUGCCUAAGAACAAAGGAAAGGGAGGAAAGAAUCGUCGGAGAGGAAAGAACGAGAACGACAACGAGAAGCGUGAGCUUACGUUCAAGGAAGAUGGACAGGAAUACGCCCAAGUGACCAAGAUGCUUGGAAACGGACGUCUUGAGGCCCAGUGCUUUGACGGUGAGAAGCGACUAGCACAUAUCCGAGGAAAGCUGCGCAAGAAGGUGUGGAUCAACCAGGGCGAUAUUAUUCUCCUGUCUCUUCGUGAGUUCCAGGAUGAUCACAGUGAUGUUAUUCUCAAGUACAACGCGGACGAAGCGCGAAGUCUGAAGAGUUACGGCGAGCUGCCCGAGACUGCGAAGAUCAACGAGACCGAUACUUAUGGUCACGAGGGUGAUGAGGAGUGCAACUUCGAGUUCGACAUUGACGAGAUCUAAAAGGAGCAAAGAGAGAAAAAGUGGACAAGAGUUUACUUAUCUUGUUUCACAGAUGAAGGCAGUGAUAAGGACAGGUUUUUUUGUUUAGUGUCGGCUGGUUGAUCGUCUGAAAAGGAAGGUGACUGGUUUUGAAUGCGUGGCAUAUAUUGUUUGUUCUUACGUUUUGUUCGUAUCGGGCGUUUGUUCUCAGUCCAAGUUUGUACGAUUUCCUGCGACUGAGCAUAUUGCUUUUAGUAAAUGCAUCAUACUGAAUAAAUAAAGAAUCUGCUCCUUCUUGAAUGAAUAAUGCAUAGAUUUCUAAAUCGGUCUGAUAUGUGCGGUUAGGGU